CCUCUGUGUAAGUUUGACCUCCAUCUAAAGGCUUUACUAUUGUCUGAUUCAGUGGCUGCAGUAGCAACCAGUAUUGUCCAGACACACAGGUGCGCAUUAAUUCUACACGCAGGCGCAGCAUCACACUUAGAGUUGCUUUCAACAUGACACAAAACCCAGCAGCUGUGCAGAAGAAAAUUACAGUGCUGAACCAACACAAGGAGAAACUAGUUGGUGUAUUGCAUGAUACUGGAUCUAUGGAGAUCGUGGUCUUGUGUCAUGGAUUCAGAUCCUCUAAGGACUUCAACACCAUGUUGAACCUUGCUUUUGCAUUGGAGAAAGAAGGAAUCAGUGCAUUUCGCUUUGAUUUUCCAGGAAAUGGUGAAAGUGAAGGUUCAUUUCAGUAUGGUAACUACCGUAGAGAGGCGGAUGACUUGCAUUCUGUGGUUGAAUAUUUCAAUGGAGAAAACCGCAAAGUAACAGCAGUCCUUGGACAUAGUAAAGGAGGGGAUGUUGUGUUUCUAUAUGCUUCUAAGUAUCGUGAUGUUCACACAGUCAUCAAUUUGUCUGGCCGUUAUAAUCUAGAGAAAGGCAUUGCAGAGCGCUUAGGCAAGGACUUUCUGGAACUAAUCAAGAAGGAUGGCUUCAUUGAUGUUAAAAAUAGAGCAGGAGACGUUGAUUACCGUGUUACCGAGGAAAGUUUAAUGGAUCGGCUUAAUACAAACAUGCAUGAUGCAUGCCUUCAAAUUGACAAAGGAUGCAGGGUAUUGACAGUUCAUGGGUCCGCUGAUGAAAUUAUUCCAGUGGAAGAUGCUUUAGAAUUCGAUAAAAUCGUACCAAACCACAAGUUACAUAUCAUCGAAGGAGCCAAUCAUAGCUAUACGUCACACCAAGCUAAGUUAUCGCCUGUGAUCUUGCCAUUCAUAAAGGAAGGUCUGCAACAGAACUAGGAUACUAUAUAGGUACUUUGGGAUGCUACUACUGUUGAAGUUCUGGGUUUACGUAGCUCUGGGAACAGGCUAUUACAAUCCAACUUGUGCAAAUGAAACUACUGGCAGGGUGUUAGCUGAACUUGUCAGUGUAAUUCAAAACUUGGGGAUUCUUCAUACUAGAUAUUGAACUUCAGCAGAUUCAGUAUGAGAUGAACGUGUAACCCGAUGAACUAGAGAACGUCUGUUGCACUUAAAUGGCAUUUGGAUUUGUAUCUUGAGCUUGCAAAAUAAAGGAUUGUAAAACUGCAGACACCCACAUUUUAUCUUUUCUAUGUUGACUGUUUGUCAUGUCAAUUUUAUAACAAUAAUAAUACGUGUUUCACACUAUUUCAGCGAA
Messenger RNA from Lycium barbarum (goji berry), 1308 nucleotides. RefSeq lists its product as uncharacterized. Bases 144 to 929 code for a protein of 261 amino acids. The transcript has 8 exons. NCBI's taxonomy places the organism in Eukaryota, Viridiplantae, Streptophyta, Magnoliopsida, Solanales, Solanaceae. Gene Ontology annotation, cellular component: cytosol. The record is from RefSeq and is a predicted model, not a curated record.